Messenger RNA from Peronospora matthiolae, 2895 nucleotides. NCBI's taxonomy places the organism in Eukaryota, Oomycota, Peronosporomycetes, Peronosporales, Peronosporaceae. The record is from the annotation of a GenBank genome assembly.
AUGGAGACGAGUACCGAGCACAUGGACGUGACUGCAGGUGCCGCGCUGUUCGAUGCCUCGAGUUACACUGGCGGAGCGCCUCUGAUCCCGAUGGAUGACGGCGGAUCAGGUGAGGUCGAGCCAGUGGUCGGUCGGUUGAUUGAGGAAGCCGUGACGACCGUAGGUCAGCAGCAGCAAUUGGAGCUGCUGAGUGGGAGCAGAGAAGUGGCGGAUUUCAUGGACACGACAGCAGACGACGGUGACGAUGAGAAGAAGUUGGGACGCCCGAGUCAUCCUGCGUGGCAGUACUUUGUUCGUGGCGAGAAGCGCAAUCGCUUCCACUACAAUGCCCACUGUCGACUCUGCAGAGAGCAUGGCGUGGACGCCGUGGCGAUUCGAGGUGUGUCGGGGAACAUGAUUCGCCACUUGCAAAAGUGCGUCUACUGUCCAGCUGAAGUCGUGACGCAGUUGAAGCUGCUCUGUGCACAAAAAGAUGCAGCGAAUUUUAACAAGAGACAUCAGUCGCCGAAUCAGAACGUCGAUAUGCUGCUUCAGGAGACAACUGGAGCGAUGCAGAUGAAGAAGGCACGAUGGAGUGACAACCAAUGUGGCCACGUUGAUUCGGUACACAGUGAAGUUCGGCAGCGAGAUGAAGGUGGUUUUGCCGCUGGUGCGCAGUCACUGCAGCUCCCGUCAGUCUCUACUGAUGCAAAUGCAGAACGAUUGAGUGGGGCGCCAUUACUAAAACCGCUGACCCAUGAGAAACGCAACAUUGCGUCAGAGAAGCUGAGUGGGUUACUACCGCCUAGGCGCUGGGAUAGAAGUGAGAGACGCUGCAGGCCGCUUGACCCAUAUAUGCAGAGUUCAACUGGACUUGAAAUGGAUCCACGUGUAAGCAGUGAUACUGAUCCAGAUGCGUUGAGCAUGUCUGUGAUGUCGUCGACGCUGUCAGCAGGUCUGCCCUGGGAUUGGGUGUGGACGGAGCAAUCAGCUUUACUGCUUGGAGACAUGCAGUCUAAGAUCAGAUUGCCAAGUGCCGAGUUGCUUUCGUCAAUCGGAGCCGUUUCUCAUGAUAAGCAGAUAUCGAAGAUGAAAGGUGAGCAACUUGGCGUGACGUUAGCCAUCAACUUUUGGGUGGCUAAGUACCCGAGAACAAGUUUUGUUCUGCUUUCUCUCGUAAACGCUCUCGGUGAAGCAACAGCUUGGAAGCUUAUUGACAUGGGAAUUGAGAUCAGUGCACCGGAGUGUCUCGCUGACAAGAUCACGAGUAGUUUAACUGAUUUGCGGAAAAGAGGUAUUCAUGUGAUCAGCAUUGUUGCCGACACCGCGCUGGCUUACGCAGCUUCCCGUCUUGCAGUCGAGUCCAGCGGGUGGUCAAGUUUGUCGAUUCCUGUGCUACCAUGCUUUUCGCACUUGUUGCAGAUGCUGCUGGGUAUCGUCAUGACAGAGUCGGACACGUUUGCGGAAACUGUGGGCGAAGUGACUGAGCUUGUACGGGCGUUCUCAAGUUGCCGUGUGUCAAAGGUUUUGCAGCGUGAGUGCGGCGAUCCAGAAGCAACACUGGUCGCUCCAACACGGCAGAACUGGUAUUCCUUUAUCGAAGCAGUAGAUUCCGUCCGCCAGUACGAGGACAUGCUCAAGAUAAUUUCAUCCAAAGUCGCUCAAGCCUCGUCGCGUUCCAGAGAUGCAGCUCGACAUCCAUCGAGCAUAUUACACGACGAAAAGUUACGCAAAGAUAGUGCGGGCAACACUGUCGAUGAGCUGGUGGAGUGCGGUCUUUCAAGUCAUGCAAUACAGACUGUGCAAAGUGCAGAAUUUUGGGAAAACGUCACAGCCUUGAGCGAGCUGAUGUCACCGCUGAAGGAGGCAUACAAAACGAUGGGCAGUACUUUUACGUCAUCAUGUUCGUUAUCGGACAUUUUGUAUCUAUUCGGGAGAAUGCAGCAACAGUAUGAGGCUAUUUUAUCUGACUGGAGGGACGUGUCUGGUGGGCGGCCAUUUGUUGAGCAAGUACGUAUUUUGCUACAGAAAAUGAAUUGUAUGUGGAAGCUGUACGACCAUCCACUCAUGGUGCUGGGAUACACGUUUGACUACAAUCUUCGGCAAUCAUUGCUCGCUCUUCACCAGCCAUUACUUCAGUGGCUUUCGAUUGGAAAACAUGCAAAGCAAUACUUCCAGAGCUGGUUCUGCGCAGCGCCAUCAAGCCAGAGUUCUUCGCGAAUGCUGCCGUUGAGCGACGAAGUUGUUGCACAGUUCAUGGAGGACAUCUGUGCAUACAAAGAGCGUAAGUAUCCGUUCGACCUGGAGUCCCUGUGUGAUUUCGACAAGCCCAAGUGUUUCUACAUGCUUAUAUCCGACUCGCAUCCGUUGAUGCACAUGUUCGGAUCUCGGCUAUUUAGCUUUUCGACUAGCACGCCGCGUCUAAGUGAUUUGAUUCCAGGAAAAGGCUUCAUCCCUGCUGCACCUUCGACCAUACAUCCACAGCAAACUCUGCUGCCACUUUUGCGAAUGAAGUUGUUCGCUCACACUGCAACACGACCGUCCAACGAUGUGCUUGAGUUUGUUCGAAGCAACAGGCCAGUAAGGUAUAUCGCACAUGUGACAAGUCAUGACGUACGUGAGCCGACGUCGGAAGCUGAUGAUGUGACUUCGCCGUCUUUUUCGGGCGUACGAUCAGGUGGACACGACAAAGCAAGUGGCGAGUCACUGAAUAGAGUAUGGAAUAAGAGGCAGUGGACAUCAAUGGCUCGAAACUGGAAAGCACAUUGGAAGAGUGAGACUGAUCACAUCGAGCGGUUACAAACCCAACGAGUGCUGGACGUUGCUACGCCGGACAUAGCUCUUGAUCGCGUCUUCAAAGAAAAGUUGCCGUCUCGACUUCCUGACGAUCGGGAAAGUUCAUCUGCGGAUGUGUAG